GCCCGUGUUGUACUGACAGACUAUACGGGCUUAGCAGAUAUGGAGGCCCGAUUAAUGACCUAGGCCCAUUCCGACACGCCUCGGCUCAGCUAACGUUGUCUUGGAGAAGAGUUCAGUCGUGUUUGGAGAUAUCAAGGAUACCAAUUGCUCAGUGGGGCAUAUACUGUGGCGACCAUGUUGAUACAUACGAAGGGGGGAUUUCGAUCCACAUAAUGUGAACACUGUUAUUGGAAUCCUUCGGAGCUUGAAGGACGGAGAAAGAGGGCUGGGCAUUCAGGAAGGGAGAAAAGACACAGAGCAAGGAUUGCUUUUUAUCUUCCCCAAUAUCCCCAUCCCCCUUCACCCCUAUCCUGUCUCUUCCUGGACCACGGCCUUUCCCUAGAAACUGUACCUGGCGUCCAAAACAUCCCUCCCUAGUCACCCCUCACCCCCUAAAUCUCUGAUGGAUCAGAGGACUCAAGGGGGGCCUGCUACUCCACCCGCCCUCCCCAUCACUGCUCCCCCAGGGGAGCGAGAGAAGGAAGGAGGGGGUGGGAAGAAAGAUGACGAGGAGGAGAGAGAGGGGUCGCAGAAAGACUCCUCUUCUGCUGCAGGUGGAGGAGAGGGCUCCAGUGACCAGCAGCAGUCCCCCCAGUUCUCUGUCAAAGAGACUAGCCUCCAUGAGGGCAACGUCAAACUCAAGAUUGGCCUGCAGGCCAAACGCAUGAAGAAGCCGCCCAAGAUCCUGGAGAACUACGUGUGUCGGCCGGCCUUCAGGGCCACCGUGAGACCCAGUGGGCGCGGAGGUGGCCGGGGGAGCCGCGGAGGAGUAGGGGCAGGCGACGGGGGCAACCAGACCCAGAGCCCAACACACGGCAGGGAGAGAGAGCAGUGUCCUGGCAUGAAACGACCCACCCCACCGUCUUCAUCUCUCUCUGCUGUUGCUGCCCACACUCCUCCUCCACCUGUUCCUUCUCCUUCCACCAAAUCACCCAGUCCAGUGAAUGGGAGUGCUUCAGCUAAACGGGGUCCUUCAAAACUGGCCAGCAAGUCAGACAAGUCGGAGGCAAAGUCGGAUGGGAAAUCCGCCACCUCGACGGAGAGACCCCUGAAUCUUCACCGCCUUUCUGCAGACAGCAAAACGCACCAUGCCUCUGGGAAGAAGAUGCCCAUGCCCCAAACCAAGUCUCCGACCUCCUCGCCCUCCUCUCCUGCGCCCCCAUCACAGGAACCCAGCGUGGAAGGCGCUACCAAUCCUCCUGCGUACACCUACAGCAGUGAGGGUCUGGAGGAGAAGGACCAGGGUGUUCCUAGUUGGGGCGCUCCAACUGUCACUGAGAAACUAGCGCAACUCAUCGCCACCUGCCCUCCUUCAAAGUCCACCAAGGUGAAACCCCCCAAAACAACUCCCUCUCCCACCACCCACACCACUUCUAACUUUAUGGCCCCCACCCCAAAGCAGCGAGACCGCGCUAUGGUCAACAGGGCAACCUAUUCUAGAGCGGUCCACCUAGCUCCACCCCCUCCUGUCUCGCGCCCUCCUGGCCGCCCCUAUGGCUCCCGGAACAAUAAAGACAGUGUUUCGGAGAAGUCACCCACCCCGCCUGGGAAAGAGGAGGCGGAUGGGGCCGGCAAGUCUGGCAGCAGUAACAACAGCAGUCGCAGCAGCAGCCCCGUGCUAACAUACGGCGGCGGCAACACCCGCCUGGCAACAACUUCAAAGGACAACAACGACAGCAACAGUAAAGGCGCGAAGCCACUACAGUCACGUCUCACUCACUGCCCACCGCCCCACUCCGCCGCCUCCUCUUCCUCCUCACCACCUUAUUUGUCAUCCUGCUCCUCAUCAGAGAAGAGGACGGGCAGCCUGUCAUGUCGCCAGGGCUCCCCAGCCUCUCAAGGACACCACUCCAAAGACCGAGACAGUCCCUCCCAGGCAGAGGAGAGGGAGAGCAGUGAGAGGGAGCAUGAGCGUGACCGGCACGGCACCAGAGACUUAUCCAAAUGCCCCCCUCCUUCAGCAUCCGGCAAGCAGGAGGCCAAGGACAAGGGGGCUAAUCAGUCACUCAGAGUGGAGAGAAGCAAGAGCUCGAGCCCCGCUAAACGCAGUCCCAACGGGGAAAGGGACGGUCGCACCAGCGGGAUCUCCAGUCCUCCGGAGUCUAUGAGACGGACUGCCUCGCCGCCAGAGCCCACCGGCGACCGUUUACCCCCUCCUCUCAGAGACGAGUCCCCUGGAGAUGAGUCACCGGGCUCGCCUCCAGAGCAGGACAACAAACCCCUGAAGAAGCGGCGAGGCAGAAAGCCCCGCUGGACCAGAGUAGUGAACCGGACACAGAGGGCGGGCCAGGGCAGCCCAGUUGACCAGCACGAAACCAUCGUGCCUUUAUCCUCAGGCCUUGAUACUCCCCCACCUAUACGCAGGCCUGUAGGACGGCCUCCUAACCCCAAUAAGGUCAAGCCUCCCGCCAUGUCUCAACUCUUUCCACAGCCAGCCAGGAAAAGGGGACGGCCCAAGUCUAAAAUGCCCAGGCUGGAUGCCCCCACUCGGGGACGUCCCCCUCACAAACUGGCCCCCUCCAAAGUAUUUUCUUUACACAAGUCGAAAGAGGAGCAGGACCCCCCUGUUCUCCACCCAGAGGUGGACCUGAAUCCUCCCAAACCAAUGCCCAGGAAGCGGGGGCGACCCAAACGCCUGCCCCCCACCUUGCCGCAGGAGGGUCAGCCCCCCACUCUGGCACCUGAAGCGGGGGAUGGGAAACAGUUCCGGACCAAGGGCAACGGGCAGCUCAUCAUGAAGACCAUCAUAGGCAAGAUCAAUAAGAUGAAGAGUGUCAAACGCAAACGGUUCCUUAGCCAGAUCCUAUUGGGACCAGGGUCUGGAUCAGAGCAGGAGCCCCCCAGAGGAACUGCCAGUGUGGUGGUGGGCCAGGUAGCAGCUGCAACCCAGUCUCUAUCCUCCUUGGCUGCUUCUUUCGGUGGCAAACUGGGACCCCAGAUCAACGUAAGCAAAAAGGGGACAAUAUACAUGGGGAAAAGGAGGGGGCGCAAACCUAAGGUGUCAACAAACCCCUCGUUGGCAGCUCCAACGCCACCCCCGGAGGGGCCUUUCCUGUCCCCAAACACCGCAUCGCCCCUCCACCACCAUCAGUCUCAGCAGCAGCACCAGCUCCCCUCUGCCGAGGUGUUCCCCUCCCCCUCGCUCUCCCAGUCCAGUGGAGGCCAGAGCCCCAUCAGUGAUGCCUGCUUUGUGGAGCCGGGGGCAGUGCACUUCCUGACGCACCCGCACUUCCACCCCCACCACGGCCACCACUCGUUCCCCUUCCCUCCCCCGACGUUCUCAGCCCCCUCCCCUCGCACUCUGGGCACUCUGGGCUCCUCGGCUGCCGUGGCCUCCCAGAAGAAGUCGUGCCGUGGCUACCAUCACCACCACCACCAUUACAGGCAGCACUACCACUACCGUAAGCUAUCCCCUCCCAGGCCUCUCCACCCCACAUCCCCUGCACCUCUGAGUGAACUGAAGGAAGCCACCCCCUCACCCGUCAGUGAGUCUCACAGUGAGGAGACUGUACCCAGCGACAGUGGCAUAGGAACAGACAACAACAGCACUUCUGACCGGGGGGAGAAGGCCUGCGGUGCGGGGAUGCAACCUGGGAUGGCCAGCGGGCUGCUAAUGCCGGGAGUGAUGGGCUCAGCUGUGGGGGUUGGAGUUGGGCUGAACCCUCACGGUGGACUAAGACACUCGUCCUCAGUGCUGCUGGAACACCCCUCACCCUCUCCGUCACCGCUGGGGGUGAGGACCUCACCCGACCCCCGCAGGCCCCACCCGGCAGCCCCUCCCACCACACUAGUGGGCCACAAAGAGAAACACAAGCACAAAUGCAAGCGCCGGAGCCACGGCUGUCCAGGCUACGACAAGCUAAAGAGGCAGAAGCGCAAACGCAAGAAGAAGUACCUGCAGCUGCGCUCCCGGCGGCAGGACCCCGACUUCUUGGCCGAGCUGGAUGAGAUUGUGUUGAGGCUGAGUGAGAUCCGGAUAGCGCACCGCACCCCCGUGCUCAGACUGGGCAGUGGGCUGGGGAUGCCCCCGGGAGCUGCGGGGGCGAUCAGAGUACCAGGGCCGGGUGGCAGGGCCGCUGGGACCAUGGGAGGUGCUGGUGGCCCCCCUCCUCAUCACUACCUGCACAGAGACCUGCUCCCCACCAUCUUCAGGAUCAACUUCAGUGGCUACUACUCCCCCCACCCAUCGUACCCCUGUGACUCUCUGCACUACGUCCGCAAGCCAGACCUGAAGAAGAAACGCGGGCGCCCUCCCAAGCUGCGAGAGUCCAUGUCAGAUGUACCCUUUGUUCACGGGCUGGGGUUCCCGCUAUCUAGCGGUGGGUUCUACCACCCGUCCUACAGUGUUCCCUACUCCUCUGGUCCCCUUGGUCUGGGCUACUAUAGAGGAUACCCCCCAGCCAGCGCCCUAUACCCCCAUCACCAGAACCCCCAUUCUGCCCCGUCCCACCUCUCCCAUCACUCCCCCUCCUUCCACCCGCCGCCUCCCCCCUCCUACGUGCACCACCACCACCCGUCACACCUCCUGCUCAACCCCUCCAAAUUUCACAAAAAGAAACACAAGCUGCUGAGGCAGGAGUUCCUGGGUGGGGGCCGGUCUCCCGUGCUCUACCCGGCUAUGUCAUCAGAGCUGUCGUUCGGCUGGCAUCACAAACACAAACACAGACACAAACACAGAGAGCGCUGCGCCGAGGAGGACGGGGAAGAGGGAGUAGGAGGGAGCCGAGUCGGAGUGGGAAUGACCGAGAGCCCGGGGUCGGGAAGAGGAGAACGCGGAGCCAGCGGCGCUGGAAUGGCCGAAUCUCUGCAGCGUUGCCGCUUCGGAAGAGACUCUACCCCUACUACCACCAUUGCCAACAAACAGGCCACGGCCAACUCCCCUUCCUCGUCCUCCUCUUCCUCAGCCGAGAGGUACAAGCGCAAGGAGACAUCCCUGUCCUGCCUGGGGCCCUCUCGCCUGGCCCAGGGCAGUGCCGGGCCCCGGGGCCACCACCCCGUAGAGUCCUGGUUCAGGAUGGGCAGCUCCGAGGCAGACUACGCUAAGCUCUCCCGGAACCCCGCGGGGGCCGACCAGGGCCCGUUCGCAGACGGCCAGGGAGAGGACCCGGUGGGCUGUUCAGACAGUGAGGAGGAGGAGCCCCUCACGCCCACAGACGAGAUGGACCCCAACUCCCAGGACCCCCCGCACCACACCAACCUGUUCGCCACCGCCCUGACCCGCACCUCGCUGAGGGGUGGCGGUGGCAGGAAGGGAGGGCCGGUGGAGAGUGCUAACUUCUCCCGGAUGGAGCUGAUGCUGAGAAAGGACCACUCCACGUCAGCAGAGAGGAGAGAGAUGGGGAAUACAUCAGGUGUCCAGACCCGAGGCGACCACUCUGCCCCUGAGGACCACCUCAUGCAGCACCAUCACCACCACCCUCUGUUCCACUCCCAUUCUUCCUCCUCUGCCUGCCUCUCCCUCUGCGGCCACGACUCGCCCUCCCAGGGCUGCUGCCUGGACAAUGAUGCCUCCCCGCCACACCACUCCCACCGGGCCCAGCCCUCCAAACACAGCCUGCACCACGUCAACAAGAUCCUCCGCGCCAAGAAGCUCCAGAGACAGGCGAGAACAGGCAACAACGUGGUCAAGAAGAGGGGCCCCGGGCGCCCCAGGAAGCAUCCCCUACCCUCCCCGCCCCCAUCGCCACCCCCUCCGGCCGAAGUGACCCAGAACAGGCACCGGGACCGAGCAGGGUCAGGGGAAGGAGCGUGGAAAGAGGACACGGUGACAGACGCGAUUGAGUCAGUGGUCCAGGGCCAGCGCAGGAAAGGCCAGAAGAGGAAGCACUGGGAGAGAGAUGGGGACGAGGAGGAGGAGGAGGGAGGGGAGGGGGAGGAGGUGGGGGAGGGUGAGGAGGUGGAGGAACGUGCGCUGGACAGGGAGGUGAACCUGGGAGGCCUGGGGAUGAGGUCCAGAGCCGGGGGAGGAAGAGGCUGGCUCACCCAAGAGGAGCUGCACCGCUUUCGCAGUGCUCUGGAGGGGAAACCAGAUGGCCCCUCCUCCCCGGAACGUCCGGGCACCGUCUCCAUGGAACAAGCUCCACCCAUGCCUAUAACCAGCCAACGGGAGAAGAGAGCAGCCAGGCCUCCAAAGAAAAAGUACCAAAAGGCGGGGCUCUACUCUGAUGUGUACAAGACUGCAGAUCCUCGUAGUCAGCUCCUGCAACUGAAGAAAGAGAAACUGGAGUACACACCUGGGGAACACGAGUACGGGCUUUUUCCUGCCCCCAUCCAUGUCGGAAAGUACCUAAGACAGAAGCGCAUUGAUUUCCAGUUGCCUUAUGACAUCUUGUGGCUGUGGAAACAUGACCAGCUCUAUGAGAAGCCUGACGUCCCCCUUUAUAAAAAGAUCAGAUCAAAUGUCUAUGUGGAUGUGAAGCCUGUCUCGGGUUAUGAAGCCACCACCUGUAACUGCAGGCCUUCCGGGGAAGCCGUUGACAGAGGCUGCCUUGACGAAUGCCUCAACAGGAUGAGCUUUGCCGAGUGCUCCCCCGGCACCUGUCCCUUCGGGGAGCAGUGUGACAACCAGCACAUCCAGAGGCAUGAGUGGGUGCAGUGCCUGGAGCGCUUCCGUGCUGAGGGCAAGGGUUGGGGCAUCCGCACCAAGGAGCCCCUCCGCUCAGGCCAGUUCAUCAUCGAGUACCUGGGAGAGGUCGUCAGCGAGCACGAGUUCAGAAGUCGCAUGAUGGAGCAGUACUUCGCCCACAGCGGCCAAUACUGUCUGAACCUGGACAGCGGCAUGGUGAUCGACAGCUACCGGAUGGGCAACGAGGCCCGCUUCAUCAACCACAGCUGUGAACCCAACUGUGAGAUGCAGAAGUGGUCGGUGAAUGGGGUGUACAGGAUCGGCCUCUUCGCCCUCAAGGACAUGAGCAGCGGCACGGAGCUCACCUACGACUACAACUUCCACUCCUUCAACACCGAAGAGCAGCAAGUGUGUAAGUGUGGCUCAGAGGGCUGCCGUGGCAUCAUUGGCGGGAAGAGUCAGCGAAUCAACGGGAUGCCUGGGAAGACAGGCGGGGCACGGCGGCUGGGUCGACUCAAGGAGAAACGCAAGUCCAAGCACCAGCUGAAAAAACGAGUGCGUGAGGAGGAGUCAAGUGACAGCAGCAAGUUUUACCCCCACCUUCUCAUGAAACCCAUGUCCAACAGAGAGAGGAACUUUGUGCUGAAACACCGGGUGUUCCUGCUGAGGAACUGGGAAAAGAUGAGGGAGAAGCAGGAGCUGCUGAAGAGGGAGGGCGAAAGGGAGGCCAGCGGCGGCCUGUCCAUCUACACACGCUGGGGAGGAGUCAUCCGCGACGAUGGAAACAUCAAGUCAGACGUGUUCCUGACACAGUUCUCGGCGCUGCAGACGUCCCGGUCGGUGCGCACGCGGAGGUUGGCGGCAGCCGAGGAGAACACGGAGGUCACCCGCACCGCCCGCCUGGCGCACAUCUUCAAAGAGAUCUGUGAUAUGAUCACCAGCUACAAGGACUCAGCUGGUCAGACCCUUGCUGCGCCACUGGUCAACCUACCUUCAAGAAAGCGGAACACGCAGUACUAUGAGAAGGUGUCGGACCCGCUGGACCUGAGCACCAUUGAGAAGCAGAUCACCACUGGGCACUACAAGACCGUGGAGGCCUUCGACACGGACAUGCUCAAAGUGUUCCGCAAUGCAGAGAAAUACUACGGGCGGAAGUCGUCGGUGGGGAGGGACGUGUGCCGGCUGAGGAAGGCCUACUAUGGCGCUCGCCACGAGGCCGCUGUCCAGAUCGACGAGAUCGUUGGGGAGACAGCCAGCGAAGCGGACAGCUCGGAUUCGCUGGAGCGAGACCACGCCCAUCAUCACCAUCUCCACCACGGAGGGGGCUGGCCGGGCUCCCACGACAAGGACGAUGACAUCAUCCGCUGCAUCUGCGGCAUGUACAAAGACGAGGGCCUGAUGAUCCAGUGUGAGAAGUGCAUGGUGUGGCAGCAUUUUGACUGCAUGCGGCUUGAGGCAGAGGUGGAACACUACCUGUGUGAGCAGUGUGACCCCCGACCUGUGGACAGGGAGGUGCCAAUGCUGCCCCAGCCCAGCUACGCCCAGUCUGGCUCUAUCUACUACAUCUGUCUGCUGCGAGACGAACUGCUGCUGCACCAAGGUGACUGUGUGUACCUGAUGAGGGACAGCAGACGCACCCCAGAGGGCCAGCCAGUCAGGCAGUCCUACCGCCUCCUGUCCCAUGUCAACAGGGAUAAGCUGGACAUCUUCCGCAUCGAGAAACUCUGGAAGAGUGAAAAGGGUGAGAGGUUUGCCUUUGGCCACCAUUACUUCAGGCCCCACGAGACACACCACUCGCCCUCGCGCCGCUUCUACCACAACGAGCUGUUCCGCGUGCCACUCUACGAGAUCAUCCCUCUCGAGGCCGUGGUUGGGACCUGCUGCGUCCUCGACCUCUACACUUACUGCAAGGGACGGCCGAAGGGAGUGAAGGAGCAGGACGUGUACAUCUGUGACUACCGCCUGGACAAGUCAGCGCACCUCUUCUACAAGAUCCACCGAAACCGCUUCCCUGUGUGCACUAAGCCCUACGCCUUCAACCACUUCCCCAAGAGGCUGGCCCCCAAGAGAGACUUCUCGCCGCACUACGUUCCCGACAACUACAAGAGGAACGGGGGGCGUUCGGCCUGGAAGAGCGAGCGGCCCAAAGGAGUUGGAGGAGCCUGUGAGGACGAUGCCUCCCCAUGCGACCAGGGUGACGACUUCCGUUUGGAGAGUGAAAACGGAAGAGGGGUGGAGGGGGACAUGGAUGCUCCCCAUGAAGAAACCACACUCCCUACCGCUGCCCAACCCCCGCGACCAAAUGGGCCCGUGGAGGGAGAAGAGGAGGAAGAGGAAGGGGGGCAAGCGGUAGAGGAGCAUAGGGAGCUAGAGGAAGGUGCAGCAGAGAGAGGAGUUGACAUGCUGGAGCUCCUCCCAUCCUCCUCCAUGUCUUCCUCACCCCUCCAUCACUCCGGACUGGGCAGGAGGGAGGCGCAAAGGGAUCGGCUAAACAAGAUUCUGCUGGAUCUGCUACACAGAACACCCAAUAAGAACGCCAUAGAUGUCACUUAUCUUCUAGAGGAGGGGUCAGGGCGGAGAUUACGUAGACGGACGCUUGGAUUUGGAGACUUUGUGGGUAGAAAAUGAUGUUGCCACUUACCUGGCAAGCACAUUCCCCUUACAUUCACUUGGGAGAGGUGGGGGGAAAUGGAAAGCUGAGUAAGGGAAGAUGACAUUUGCAAAGAGAAAGUGACCACAAAGGGCAAGGGUUGGUCCCCUUCCCGGGCCCCCCUUCAGGUGGUGUUCCCUCUUCCCCAACCUGUCAUCUCAAGUGAUGAGACAACCCAAUGAAUAAACGGUUUGAUGCAGUGCACUCAGCAGUCGUAAUCAUUGGUAACGGUUUUGUAGGGGACACAAGGACUUCUUCUCAGGAGGGUGGACCCAGACUUAUUGAAGUACGAUGCAAACGCAUUUUUUUUUUUACAUAGGAAAAUGUACCCCAUGCACUUAAAAAUGCGCAUUGAACAAAUAUGAAUCAAAGACAGCCCUGGUUACUCGGGACGUAGAGACUAUUACACAGGUGUCACAUUAUCCAUACACACAUCAGUGCAAACUUGAGUCAAUUAUUUUUAGUGAGCAAAAGAAAGGAACAACAUGUGGUACUGAACAUGGCUGUGGCAUACAGCCAUAGACUCAAAUAUACUUCUUUUUUUAACGACAUCAAAUGGGAAUGAGGAGGCUGGAGACUGGCGUCCCCUAGUGGGACUAAGUGGUGAUGACAAACUAAACGUUGGCCACAAGAGACCUAAAUGUACGAGGACUAUGAUAAAAAAGAGGCAUAGGAGUGACAUAGGAGGCUAUGCAGUGGACUGUAUGAGCAACUUGUAAGCAUACACUGCUGACGAUGAACUAGGAGAGAAGCUGCAGGGAACGAGGUUGGUCAACUGCACUUUGGUACCAUGGAUAUCGUUGGCUCUCUAAUGUAUCAACGAGACACACUAACACUCUCACACGGUAUUGGAUGAUGCAGUCUGCAAAGCAAGUUAAUAAUAAAUAUAUCUUUUUUUUCUGUCAUACUGUAGUAAUUCAUUUAGGAACAGAGAAGGAACGACAGGGGAUUGUGUUUGUAAAGAAUAGCUGUGCGCUUUUGGUCAGUCAAGUGUCUUGUUGGGUUUGUGAGGCAGUCCGCUUCGCCCCCCUCUUCUGAAGUACCUGAUUCACCAGCUUAACUAAGUCAGGCGGCGGAACACUGACUCUUACUGUAACGCCUUAGAACGCCGUGGUCCCUGACUGCCUUGCGUGAGUGUAUGCACAUUUGUGUGUCUAUAAUCUGCCAGAAUUCUUGAAAAAAAAAAAAUGAAAAAAAAUUAAGGGCUUGAUGGCAAUUAACAUUUUAUGGGAAAUUAUGGAAACCAUAGGUAACGUAAAAUGUAUUGUGAUGGUCAUAUUUUCAUAUAUUCUGUGAAAAGGGGUGUCUGUUGGGAGGGAGGGGACUCUAGCUGUACAUGUUUUCAAAUGUGUUUCUGGUUGCCAUGGAGAAUAUUUUAAAUCAUUUGUGAGAUUUGAUGAGAUUUAUUUUUUCCAAAUGCUUCUGUUUAAAAUGAGACUUUGAUCGAGAUGUCCCAUUUAAGAUGGACUGGCAUAGAGAUGGAGAGAGUAAGAAAACGGGACAGAAAGAGGACAGAAAGUUGUACAGUGCCAAGUUAUGUAUAUACAGACUGGGAUUAUGUGAGAAGUGUCUCCAAAAGCAAUAUCUUGAUAACGGAUUUUGUCUAUUAUUGUAUUGUACAGGACUCAGCCCCAUAUGUAUUAUAAUUAUUAUUUCUGCCAUUUUUGUAUUAGUAUAAUCGAGACACUUAAGCUUGAGGGAGAAGGAAGAGGUGUUUUUGUCCAGUAAAACGUACCACAACUGUCCUAAAUGAAUGACAUGAACUUAAACUGAAUUUUAGUUGCCUAGAAAUUAUACUGAACAAAAAUAUAAAUGCAACAUGCAACAAUUUCAAAGAUUUUACUGAGUUACAGUUCAUAUAAGGAAAUCAGUCAAUUGAAAUAAAUUCAUUAGGCCCCAAUCUAUGGAUUUCACCCGAUAAGCAUCUGUUGGGAAAAUAUACCUUUAAAAAAAAUGGGCCU
This is a messenger RNA of Coregonus clupeaformis (lake whitefish), 11215 nucleotides long. RefSeq names its product ash1 (absent, small, or homeotic)-like (Drosophila) (gene ash1l). Bases 443 to 9232 code for a protein of 2929 amino acids. Gene Ontology annotation, molecular function: chromatin binding; DNA binding; histone methyltransferase activity. Gene Ontology annotation, cellular component: nucleus. Lineage: Eukaryota; Metazoa; Chordata; Actinopteri; Salmoniformes; Salmonidae. The transcript has 27 exons. The record is from RefSeq and is a predicted model, not a curated record.